Rhineura floridana is the source of this 4717-nucleotide messenger RNA. RefSeq names its product alpha kinase 1 (gene ALPK1). The transcript has 16 exons. The record is from RefSeq and is a predicted model, not a curated record. Lineage: Eukaryota; Metazoa; Chordata; Lepidosauria; Squamata; Rhineuridae. Bases 646 to 4407 code for a protein of 1253 amino acids. Gene Ontology annotation, molecular function: protein serine/threonine kinase activity; ATP binding. Gene Ontology annotation, biological process: protein phosphorylation.
UCAAUCCUCACUGCAACAGUUGUCAGACCGAUCGCUUUUGUGCAAGGAGCGGAGGCCAGUCCCAGCAAGCCCUCCCCGCUUAGUAAGCAAUGCGCUGGGCGGAUACUUUCGGUUUCAGUUUCACUUGCAUUUCCAGCUGAGCAAGAACAGACGAAGCAACGGAGAGAGAGCCGAGGACAGGCAGCAGACGCGACAUCCUGGCGCUACCCGAACUGGGAAGUCCCCCGGCCUCCUUGCCAACACUCGACCCCCCCUCCCGCCGCCCCCAUUUCAUGCCAGUAGCCAGGCAGCAAGGUACUUUCUUCAGAUCUAAGAUGGGCCGCAACAGCUGCACUACUACCAGACAAAUGUAUAGUUAAAAAAGAAGAAAUGGAUCCCCAAAUGCAUGUUUUGGUUAAAGAUGCAGUUUCUUUUCUCAUGAAUUGAUGGAGAAUGGUCGAAACAAAAUGGAGGAGAACAUUGUAGCACAGCAUUACUGCAAGUAGGACUGUAUCAUAUCACAGAUCAUCUUAUUGGGAAGGGAAGGUAUCUCGGCCUAGAAGAGAUCCUUUUCAUUUAGAGUUUGUUGUCUUCUCUUAGGUAAUUGAUCACCGCUCACCCAGAGACACCCUCCACCCAAUUCUCAGCAGAGUAGGAGCAAUCAUCAUGAAUAAUCAAAAAACGAUGGCCACUCUGUUGCAGGAAUGCAAACAAAUGCUGGAUCAACUCUCAUCAGAGGCGGAGGACCAGUCUAAGAGAGAUGAAAGCAAGCAUCAGCAGUGCAGAGCUUUGCUCCCUGAUGAUCUGAGGACCCUCAUCGAAGAGGCAAAGGAAAUGAAGUGGCCCUUCGUGCCAGAAAGGUGGCAAUACAAACAAGCCGUAGAUCUUGAAGACAAAACAAACCUGCAGGAUAUGAUCAGUGCAAGGCUGCAUGAGUUACUGGUAUAUUUAAAAGCCUCCAUUACUGUCAGGGACUAUGCGACAGCCGCUGCUAUUGUGUUCCUGAUUGACCGGUUCUUAUAUUGGCUUGAUGGCUCCAGCCAGCUCCUUCAGAUUGCCAAAAGGCUGCACAAGCUUCAACCUACAACACCAAUUGCCCCUCAGCUGGUGAUUCGCCAAGCUCGUGUCUCUGUGAAUUCAGGUAAACUGUUAAAGGCUGAAUAUAUCCUUAGCAGUCUUAUUAAUGACAAUGGAGCAACAGGUGUCUGGAAGUACCCUCAAGAAAGUGACCGGAUCCUUGUUCAGUCAGUCUGUACACAGAUCAGAGGACAGAUCCUACAGAAGCUCGGGAUGUGGUAUGAAGCAGCAGAACUGGUCUGGGCUUCAAUUGUGGGUUAUUUCACACUUCCACAGCCAGACAAAAAGGGGAUAGCUACCUCAUUGGGUAUUUUGGCUGACAUCUUUGUAUCCAUGAGUGAAAAUGAUUACAACCGUUUUAAAAACAACUAUCAGUUUGACCUGGCUCUUCUGCAAGAGUUUGACCAUCGUUUACUUUCAGCUGCUGAAGCUUGCAAGCUGGCAGCAGCCUUCAGUCAGUUCACACCACUAUUUGUGCUCACAGCAGUCAAUAUCCGCGGAACAUGUUUGCUGUCUUACAGCUAUUCAAGUGCAUGCCCUUCAGAAAAGCAGAAGUUUUAUUUAUCUGACGCAAAGGAGUCCUUUGAAAUUGGUCUCCUUAGUAAGAAGGACAAAGAACCAGUCACCAGCAAACAGGAGCUCCACAGUUUUAUCAAAGCAGCUUUCUGCCUUACAAAAGUGCAUCAACAGCUCUACGGAGAGAGCGAAAGACUUAGUCAAGUGAAUCAGUUGUGCCAGGAAGCUUUACGGAAGCUCUAUGCUUAUAGUCUUUCCCAACAUACUGGAGAGCAGGACAAAGAGCAACUUGCCAAGGAUAUCAUGUGCUGUGUCAUGUCUGUUAAGGAGCAAUUACAUGUACAGGAUUUCCCUAACUCAGAUGCCAAGUCUUACAUUCCAGAUAGCUACAAAACAGGUGUCGGAAAGCAGAUUGUGAAUGGUAAACUGAGCUUCAAGAACGUUCUCAAAGAGCAUUCCCAGCAUCAUGCAGCAGUCUGUGAAGUUUAUAAAAGUGUUUGCCAGAGCCACAAAAUGACAUCAGAAGGCAAAAUAGGAGCCUGUAUAACGGCUUUGAAAACAGAAACCAAAAAUACGGACACCAUGUGCACUACUGAAGAAAGAUCACAUCAUGGAAAAGACACUGUGAAGAUCUCUGUUUCACAAAAAGGGAAGAAAAGUCUUGAGGGUUUUAAGGGGCAAAUACGAAAGAAAUUAUCCCAUGCUGCUGCAGUGGAUGCCUCCUUUGAUGAAGAGACUGAGAGCAUACCUUCAGAAAGAAGUCAAAGCCAUGGUGAUAUCAUUUCAAGCAGUUCUCAUAGCAGGAGUAAACUUUCUAGUUCAUUGAGAUCCUGGAGCAAAUUGUCCAAAUCGAGUUCCUUUACUAGUUGGGAAGAGAUUGACUACAAUGAAAAUGAACCACCCCAAGAUAAGGAACAGAAACCAAAGUUUGCUGCAGGUAAAGAUCAAGAUUGUUCUGUGGUCUUCACAGAAGAUGCUGAAGCAAACGUUCAAAAGCAUGAUCUAUAUUCAUUGGCUUCCAAAACGCAUCAAUUGUCUCUUGAAGAGGCUCUAAAUGGCUGUUCUGGUCCUUUAAAGCAUCUUUUUCAGAAUAAUAUAGCUAUGACUAAUAUCCUAACAGAAUCAUGCCCACAUUUCAGAGAGGAGCAUAUGGAGGGAAGAGAGAAUGCUUUGAAGGAGUCACUCAGAGAAACCAGUAUGACCAACCCCAAAAAUAGCAAUGAUCUUUUGAGUGGUAUAAUAAAUCCCACUUCUGAACAAGAUCCAUUUGGGAUUAUUAUCCCCUCUUCAGUAACAGAUUCCAGGACUAAGGACAGCACCAAUAACUCCAGUGCCAUUUCUAACCAUAAUCUGCGCAGCUUUGGGAAAGGAAGCACAGAAGACCCUGAAAGCUACAAAGAAGAAGUUGAAGAACCAAUGUCUAGAAAUGAUUGGCCAUCUGUUGACCCAGAAGGAGAAACAGUAGACACUACCGAAGAUGCACACCUGAAUUCACACCUGCCUGAUGAUAGGAUGACACCUGCCUCCAUAAACAGUAAUAUGCUAAAACCAGAACAUGCCCAUUUUGUUCAAAACUGGAUUAAUGAAUCUAUCUCUGCAGCACCUCCAGGUGGCUCUUCUGGAAUAUCUGAAGUUGACCCCCAAGCAGAAACAGCAGAAGACUGGGAAUUUGCUAGUGACAGCAGAAGGAAGUCAGUAGAUUACCUUAAUGACAUGUGCAUAAGAAGAGAUCAACCACAUCUCAGGUCUGAGACCACAAAUUCUCCUUCAGGGACCAACAACAAACCAUUAGUCAACCAAUCCAGUGAUUGUGCUACAACCGAAGAAGAUGAAGGAGAAAAGCUAAGGAACAUUUUGAACAGCAGCCACAGCACAAGCUCUUCUCUGAAAUCAUGGUACAAAGCACCCCAUUUUUCAAGCAGUUUUUCUGAACUGGGGAGUCCUUCAUUUUUGAACUCUAGUGGGAGCUCUUUUGUCUUUAUGGAUAGAACCAAAGAACAAAUCCUACAAGCUCGCAUUCUCAGUGACGAUGACUAUGACAGGCUCUUGUCAGGUGUAGAACAUACCUGGCUAAUGGAGAGAAUAAAGAAUACAGGGCUCUUUAAGCCGAACUUUCUCUGUAAAGCACACUCUGCUCUUCUUUUGAAAUACUCUAAGAAAUCUGGGCUGUGGACUGCCCAGGAAACUGCUGUAUAUAUUGGAGACUACCUGAGCGUGGCAAAGAAAGGCAAACAAAGGAAUGCUUUUUGGAUACACUUUCUGCAUCAGGAAGAGACUCUGGGAAGGUAUGUUGGUAAAGAAUACAAAGAAGAAAAGGAGCUUCUUCACCAUUUCAGUGAUGUGGAGCGGCAAAUGACUGCCCAGUACUAUGUGACAGAAUUCAACAAAAGGCUAUACGAACAAAAAAUCCCAACACAAAUCUUCUAUAUCCCAUCAGUGGUACUCUUGGUACUAGAAGGCAAGUCUAUACAAGGAUGUGUAAGUGUGGAGCCCUAUAUUUUGGGAGAAUUUGUGAAAUUGUCAAAUAACGCCAAAGUAGUAAAACUGGAGUACAAAGCCACAGAGUAUGGACUCGCUUAUGGCCAUUUCUGCUAUGAACUUUCCCAGGGCAGAGAUGUGGUGGUUGAUUUACAAGGUUGGGUGACCGGUAAUGGAAAAGGCCUCAUCUACCUAACUGACCCCCAGAUUCACUCUCUCUCUCAGAAGGAUGCAUCAUGCCUGAUGAACUUUGGGAAGAAAGGGAUUUACUAUUUCUUCAAUAAUCAGCACACAGAAUGCAAUGAAAUCUGCAGUCGUCUUUCAUUGGCAAGACCUUCACUAGAGAAACCAAACUGAUUUUAAGAAAAGAUUCCCCAAAAGAUACUAAAGUCACUUUUUGAUAACAACGUUUUCAUCUCUCCUAUGAAAUAUGCAUCCGCACCGUGGUACCUAGGUUCUAACAUACAGUAUUUUCAUACUACUGCCCACCCCCAUUAUUUUGUAGGGAAGUGCUAUCCUUAUGAAGGGGAGUCCAAAUGCUAUGUUUCAUUGCAGGAAUAAGUUGGCAAGUAAUGAUUGUGUUGCACAUUUUGAAAACAAUGUCUGUUCACAAAAACAGGAAAGCAUGCAUCAACCAAAUCAUUUGUAUUAAAUGGCCACCAUAUAU